Molecule: messenger RNA, 3020 nt
Organism: Capsaspora owczarzaki ATCC 30864
Lineage: Eukaryota; Filasterea; Ministeriida; Capsasporidae
Exons: 1
Coding region: 72-2897 (941 amino acids)
Cellular component (GO): type III intermediate filament
Source: RefSeq, a predicted model, not a curated record
CGCACUUUUAUUUUAUUUUUUUCCCGAGGUUUUUCUGAGAAGCGUUUUGUUCUGAGCUCUCCUACUUUGAAAUGGAGGAGCCAACUCCACCCGCGGCAUCGGCUGCUGCCGCUGCCACCUCUGCCCAGCCAGUCGCAAAGAGCUCUGUCGACAACCUCAGCCGUGAGGAGUUGCAGCAGCAGGUGCGCAAGCAGCUCAAACUGCUCCAAAUGGCCAAGGCGAAGGUCGACGAAGCGAACGCCGAAGCUGCAGCGCUCAAGAAGCAGCUCGGCCAAGCGCAGGAGCAGCACCAGGCGGACGUCGCCAGUCUCCGUGAGCAGCACAGCGCAGAACUGGCUCAGCGGCAGACUCGGAUGGAAGACCAGCACGAGCACCAGCGCACAGCGGCCGAGGCCGAAGCGAACGGGCUGCGCCAACGCGGCGCCGCGCUCGAGGCCGAACUCGCCCAGCUGAAGGAGGAGCGGCAGCAGCAACAACAACAACAACAACUACAACUACAACAGGAUCACACUGCUGCUGCUGCUGCUGCGGGCGAGCAAGCGAGAUUGAGCGACGCGCAAGCCAACAAGCAGGACGAUGCUGCAGCGUUGAACGAAGCGCGCGCUGCUGCAGAGACCGCGAUGGCGGCUCAGACAGCGAUGAUGACCAAGCUGGCUCAGAUGGAGGCAUCGCACAAGGAACGCGCGGAGGCAGACAGGCAGACCAUUCAACAGCUGCAGGCCAGCGUUGCAUCCAUCCAGCAGACCGCCGAGCGCGCUCGACAGGACGCCGUGAAUGCUGAAAAGCAACUCGCCGCCGAGGCUGAGGAGCUUGCCAAUGCUGGCACAAACGCUCAGCGAUUGAGGGAGGAGGUCGCCAACAAGAGCGCAGAGCUUGCCGACAGCGCCGCUCGAAUUCAGCUGCUUGAACAGCAGGUGCUCCAGCUCAAGGCGGACGCGCAACAGCGACAGACGGCGGCCGCGAGCGAUGUCGCCGUCAAGUACUCUGUGAUGGCGCUCGAGAUGGCCGACCAGCAGAAGACGAUUGACGACAUGGCCAAGGAGGCCGCUGCACUUGCCGAGCAACUGCAAGCUGCGCAUGACACUGCUGCAAAGGCGCAGACGAGCGUUGACGAGCUGACAGUCGAGCUGACCAAUGCACAGACAGCCUCCACGGAAAAGGACGAGCGCGCCGGCAAACUCAAAAUGCUGCUUGUCAAGGCCAAGAAGGAGAUUGCCGAGCAAAAAGCUGGUCUCGAAGCUGCUGCAACGCAGCAAGGCACAAUGCAGACGAAAUGGCAAGAGGCAGAACAAAACGCGAACGCUCUGCAGCUCCAGCUGGCCAACGCGCUUCGCGACUAUGAAGCGCUCACGCAGCAGGUCGAGCACGAGCGUGCCGCCGCACAACGAACACAACAGCAGCUCGAGGAAAUGCUGGAUGCCACGAACAGCCGUGCAGAAAACUCCGAGGCCACGUUACGAGCACUCCAGGACGACUACAAGCAGUAUAAAAUUCGUGUGCACACGGUUCUCAAGCGAAACAAGGCCGCCGCCGCUGCUUCAGGUGUGCACGAAAGUUCAGGUGGGGAACCAGCUUCCGCAGAUGCUGCGACAGGCCACUCGGAACCGCAAAGCCCGUCGUCGUCACGACAAGAGCAGCAGCCACCGCAACAACAAGCUCAACAGCUGCUCGACCAAAUAACUGCGCUGCACGAUGAGGUGCAGCAACACCGCCAGCGAUCGCUGGAUCUAGCUGCACAGCUGACCAAGUCAGAAGCGGCUGUCCAGGAGCUCGAGGCUGCCGCAUCGCAGCACGCCCAGGAGCGCGAGCACCACCAAGACCAGCUGCGCGAACUGGAAUCAGAGCUCAUCCUGCGGAUGCAAACUGCCGAACAAAACCACGUCCAAGCGUUGGAGCUGGCAAACUCGGCCAGCGCCAAGGAACGUGAAGACUUGGCAAACGCCUAUCAAACGCGGUUUGAGGAGCAAGCCCAGCUCUUCUCGCGACGUGUGCUCGAGCGCGACAAUGAGGUUGCAACGCUUGAGGAACAAGUCGCUGCAUUGCGAGGCGCUGGCAACCGCGAAGCCCCUCAUGCUCGUGCGGAAUCGCCAGCUGGGCACGGCGCUUCGACACCCCAUCCACAGCCACCUGCGCCAACGUCGGCCAAGGAUGACCUCGCGCGCCUCAUUUCCAAUCUUCCGACAGCCAGUCUGGCCGAGGCCCAGCAGCAACAAUCGCCGGAAUCUGCGCAUCAUCUCCUCAAGAACGGAGACACCUCCGUCCCUCCUACGCCAACCAGCGUCACUGCCGGGAGCGAGGCGAGCGCGAUGGAUGCCAGCAGCGACUCGCGAGCAUUGAGCGGCACAGUCACUCCCAACACGAUGGCAGCUGCAGCAUCCGAUGCACUCGCCAGCGUUGCCAAAUUGCCGUUCACGACAGCGUGGUCGGCCAUUUCUAAACUUUCCACCUCCGUCUCUGGCGCGGCGGGACCCAUCGCCUCCGCUGUGGCAGGCCCAGGUGACUCGACCGCCAAGUUCCAAGAGGCGCAAGCACACAUUCGGUAUCUUUUGGACCUGCUCGAAGAGCACGAGCGCGCCGCAUCGCUCGGCAUCCAACAGCAGCACGUGCUCAAAGAAGAAAUCCGGCGACUGGAGCGUAACGAGGAGCGCGUGCGUCAAGAGCUCAAUCUCGAGUUUUUGAAAAACAUUGUCCUCAAGUUCCUCGAGACCAAAGGCAACGCGCGUGAGCAUCUCAUUCCCGUUCUCUCCAAGCUCCUCCAGCUCAGUCCCGACGAGGAACGCAGCCUGAAGAGCACUCUAGCUGCGCCGUCACUUUCUUCGCAAGUAGCCACUGCCGUCACCUCGGAAUCAACGUGGUCGGCCUCUGUCAACAGCUACUGGAGUCGAUGGGCUUCGUAACAUCGGGAUUUUGGAUUGUGUUUUGCAUUGUGUGUUUGUUUGUCUUUGUUUAUUUGUUUGUUUUCUUUCUUUCUUUUCGGUUUCAAGUGUGAAUUUCGUUUAAUUUAAAUCUCGUCAAAUGUG